Messenger RNA from Anneissia japonica, 3996 nucleotides. Its product is annotated as ras-related protein Rab-30-like. The coding region runs from base 185 to 778 and encodes 197 amino acids. The record is from RefSeq and is a predicted model, not a curated record. Lineage: Eukaryota; Metazoa; Echinodermata; Crinoidea; Comatulida; Comatulidae. Gene Ontology annotation, molecular function: GTPase activity; GTP binding. The transcript is spliced from 5 exons. Gene Ontology annotation, cellular component: trans-Golgi network.
GUUUUAACUUUGACAUCAGCCGACAGGGUAUAAUACACAAUUUGUACUAAGUAUAGGCAUCGAAAGUGGCCCAAUUUUUAUAUGUGGUUGCCUAUUCACAUUCUAAUGAUAUUCAGCAACAUUUGUAGACGUUUGCAAUAGAGUGGACUGCAUACGACGACCAUAGUCCCCUUUUGGGCUGGAAAUGGAAGACUAUAAAUAUUUAUUCAAAAUAGUUCUCAUCGGAAAUGCUGGUGUUGGUAAAACAUGCUUAGUGAGAAGGUUUACCCAGGGUUUGUUCCCACCUGGUCAAGGAGCAACAAUAGGUGUAGAUUUCAUGAUAAAAACACUUCAAAUUGGAGGAGACAGGGUAAAACUACAGGUUUGGGAUACUGCCGGACAGGAACGCUUCCGCUCAAUCACUCAAAGCUACUAUCAUAGUGCCGACGCCCUUGUUAUGGUCUACGACGUUACGUCACGUGAAAGUUACAAUGCCUUACCGGAAUGGAUGAAAGAGGUGGAGACAUAUGCAAGUCCAAAGAUAAUUACCGUUUUAGUUGGGAAUAAGACUGACCUUGUGUCAGAGAGGGAGGUCAAAUCUGAAGAAGGUCAAGUGUUUGCUGACGAAAAGAGAAUACAGUUUUUGGAAACAUCAGCGAAAGAAGCAGAAAACGUAGACAAACUCUUCAUAGACAUCGCCGUGGAGUUGACGAAUACCGUGAGGAACGUAGAGAUAAAGACCGACUCGGAGGAGGUACCUAUCAAGGAACAUCACAGUGUCACCGGCUGCUGUAGAUAGAGGGCAGUGUUCAAUUUCAUUUGAUAUGCUUGGCUAAACAUGUAUGUUUCCAAGGUGACAUGGUGUUUAAAUGGUCCCUUGUAAAACUGCUUGUCCCUAAAUCUGUCCAGACUAUCAAAUUUACUUUGACAAGAAACUGAUGUGACUAUAUAUGGUCAUGAUGUGCCCAUAUAUAGUCAUGAUGUGCCCAUAUAUAGUCAUGAUGUGCCCAUAUAUAGUAAUGAUGUGUCCAUAUAUAGCCAUGAUGUAUCCAUAUAUAGUCAUGAUGUGAUAUCAUCAUGAGCAUUAUAUAUAUUAUAGGCACCUCACAUGUUUUUGUCAAAUAUAAUUUCAAGUCUGAAUAGCUCUUAACAGUGGUAUACUUCCAGCUACAUUCACUUCAACAAAAUUGCUUCUAGUUGGUUCGCGUUGCCAUAUGAAAUUGCAUGGCCGUUACGAUAUAAUCAAAUUUAGUAUGAUCUUCCCUUGUUGUACUUAAUAUUUGAUAACGAAUAACACAAGUGUGUGAAAUUUUGCUAGUAUAUAAUUUUUUUUAAAAUAUUUAUAUAAUUCUAUUUGAUUUCAUUAUUGUUUAUCAUUGAACUGAACAUUCUUUCAAUUUAUUUAAAUUUGAUUUUGCAAUAAAUGGUAAUUUUAACUACCCUAAUAACUCUACAAACGUUCAAAGUACAGAGGUAUGACCUGAUAUGACACUGUAUGCUGCAUGUUUCUUGAGUGCAAUAUUUUUACCAUGUCCAUAUUUGCCAAUAUUUAUUUUAAAAGUGCAUUGACCCCUAGCAAUAUUAUUGUAGUAGAUUUUUGACUUUCAAAUAUCUUAAUUAUUAAUUUUGUGUUUUUUUUGUUUUGUUUUUUUUUCAUUAGUGAACCAGAAAGGAAAACCCCAUAAAAUGUAGCAUACUAAAUUUUGAGGGUUUUUUUGUUUAUUUUUUGAUGAGAUUAAGUGAAUUUUUUUUUAAUUGUACUGUACGUCUAUUAUUAACAUAUAAAUAAUUUUAUAAAUCCAUAAGUAAUUUUAGAGCUUCAUUUUCCACCACCAAUAAUAAUAAUAGUAAUAAUUUAAAUAAUAAUAAAUAAAAAGGUGAAAAAGAAUUUAAUAACUUUACACUAUUUUAAAUCUUCUGGAACUGGGCCAAAUCACUAUAAUCAGGAUUUCUGUUUGCCUUAAUCACAAGCUCUACACAAACAAAUAAAUUUCAAUAAUUUUCAUAGAUAAUUAAUGGAUGUGCACAAACUAAUAAGUUUGAAUGAUGAAAAGAAAAAAAGGAUACAGUAGUUUCUCCCUUUUUUCCCCAUGAUUUUAAAUAUUCCUAAACCUGUAUCUCAUUGACCGUUCCCGAACUUUUUCGUCAAAUAUGCUUUUUGUGUUUUAGAAAAAUCAGUUCUAUACAUAUCAAAUUUUUUUUCCCUUCCAGAGCCUGACUUUAAGCUUUUUGAGGAUCUGAGAUCCAAGAGAGGAUCUAAAAUAAUGAGUCUAUUUCGUGAAUACUUACCUGGAUAAACCAACUAAUUGCCAUUGUUCCUAAAAUAUUGAAACUAAUGUAAGCAGAGUUUUCAUUUGUCAUUAAAGGGCUUGAUAGAAGGUAUUCUCAGGCCUUCAACGGGGUACUCUUUAUGGUUGGGCUGUACUACCUUUUUGGGCAAAUUCCCUCCGUUUAAAACAGCCGCAUUAAACUCUUGCAUUAAACAUUAUGAAUGCUUCAGAUCUUGGCCCCCUGACUCCACCUGAACACUCUCCUCCAAACUGACCAGUAGACAAACCCCAUGUAGUUAUCACAGGCUACAAACUUAAUUUCUAGCCUUUCCAAAAAAUAUGUUUUUCUGAGGCUUACCACAUCUAAGCUAUAGUUGCUACCUCAACGAGAUGUGUUGUUUUUUGGUAGACUUUGAAAAUGGUGCCGUCAAAAUGCUGUGGAAUUUACUUUUAUUUAUGAUAUUAUUUCAGGGUGCGUUUAUUUAUAGGAAGGAGCAGGAUGAUAUUUUACAUAUGUUUUUUUAUAUGAAUUGUUUAAUUGUUUUCAAUUUUUACCUACAAGUUUUAAUAUUUUGAUGUGCAUUCAUUUUUAUUAAGUAGAUUUUAAAACAUGACAAAGCUUUUGUUAGAGAUAAUUUUUAUGACUGUUUCAAUAUUUAUUUCAGUUUCAGUUUUGAAAUGAGGACAAAUUGAAUUUACAAAUCUAUCAGCAUUUUUUUGGAAGAAUUUGUAAGAUUAGUUCUGUCCAGUUAUCAAUUUUUUUUUUGACAGGAAAAUAUGGUGUAUCCAUAUAUAGUCAUGAUGUGAUGUGAAUUCAAUUUUAUUAGUAUAUAUCUUUUUUACCAGUAGUUCAAGUUUGACCUGUACAUGUAAGUUACUGUAACCUUUAACCUCUAUCAAUACACAUUUUUAAAUGCUGUGAGUAUAAAAGUUUAAACUUGAACUAUAAACUAUUCCUUAAAAACAUUUGAAUGCUUUGUUUUUCAAAUAAUUAUAGAGCAAGUGUAUUUAUUGGUGUUUAUUAGUCCUAUACUAGGUAAAUACUACAAUAUUUUCAAUACAAUGGCCAUUCAACUGGUUCGUUUCGUUGACAACGCUUUUUCGUUGAUUAUUAUUUUCAUUCGGCUGGUUUGUAAAAACAGACUUUGUUGACAAUGGAAAUUAACGUAAACCAGAGUGUGUUAAUUUGCAAUAAGUUAUCCAUGUGACCAAAACCAACAUAGCUGAUUAGUCAGUUUUGCAACUACAUUUGCAUAAAUAUAAAUUAGAUUAAAUUUCAGAAAAUAUUCAUAGUUUUUACCCACAUUUUUUUUAACGGAAAACGUGUACUGCCACAAACCGAAACAACCGUGAUUCGCUUGCUACUGUGUAUUGCAGUAGCCACGCAGCCUUUUUAUUUCGUCGAGUAUGUACCAGUUUUUUAGUCUGGUCGUCUUCUUUAAGUAUUAUUUUACUGCUGCGUGGUUCAACAAAGAACAACCAGUCGAAUACGGCCAAUGACUUGCAUUUACAAAGUGUUGAUGAGACAUUGAAACAUUUAACUGAAAUUGUAUUAUAAAUUAAAGAUUCAAGAAAAUUUGGUGUCAUUUUAAAAUUAAGAAUGUGUAUAUUUAGAAAAAAAAAAUGAGGGAUUACCUGUUUUUAACUUGUAUGAUAUUUCUACAUUGUAAUUAUGAAAAUUAUGAACAUUAUAAGACGAUGCAAUGCAAUGAAUUAUUAAAAGAAAAAAUAAUUGUAAAAUUAAUUA